CCCGAGUGUAAGGAACUGUUGUUUACGGUAAGCAAACAACGCAGCGCCCAAUAUGGCCAAACAGCUCGGACCCAAGGAGAUAUCUCAUUUUCGGACCGCUCUCAAAUGUUUUGAGACGAAGCAAUACAAAAAGGGACUGAAAAGCAUCGACACAGUACUGGAACGGUCCCCGGAACAUGGAGAAUCUUUAGCCCUCAAGGGUCUUCUUCUUCAUUCGCUUCAGCAAAAGGAGGAGGGCUACAAAUUUGUACAUCUUGGCUUGCGACAUGACAUCUCCUCCAGUGUUUGUUGGCACAUGUAUGGCUUGAUUUGUAAGGCCGACAAGGAUUAUGUUCAAGCACUUAAGUGUUACAUUAAUGCAAGCAAGCUCGACAGAGCGAACCCUAAUCUUCAAAGAGACAUUGCUCUUCUGCAAUCUCAAUUACGUUCGUUCAAAGCUCUGGUGGACACACGCAAUACUCUCCUGCAGGCUAAUCCUGGAGUCCGUGCUAAUUGGAGUGCUUUGGCUGUUGCGUCGUAUCUCAACGGAAAUGCAGCCAAGUGCAAAAAGUUGCUCGAGGCAUUUGAGUCUACAGUGGCCGAAGGUGUUCCUGUGGAGCCUUUGGAGGAGUCCGAAGCUCAAUUGUUCCUCAACAUCUCAAUUGCCAAGUCUGAGGGCCCCGAGGCUGCAUUAAAGCACCUGCUUUCUGUUGAUAAGGCGAUUUUGGACCGUCUUGCCUUUUAUGAAGCGAAGGCUCAAUACGAAUUUGCUCUCGAGAAGUUUCAGGAUGCGAAGCAGACUCUCUUUUUGCUAAUUAACCGCAAUCCUGACCAUCAUAAGUACUAUGAGGAUUUGCAAAGAGCCGCUGGUAAUGUGGAUGCCAAGGGAAACAUUACAAAUGCCACUGCAUAUCUUGAACUUCUGGACAAGUUGGCAACACUUUUCCCUCGCGCAGAUGCUCCAAGACGUCUCGCUUUGAAUGUUGCUGAGGGUGAUGAUUUUGUUCGUCGCGUCGACACAUAUCUUCGACUCGCAUUGAAGCGUGGUGUUCCUUCUGUGUUCGUAAACAUCAAGGCCUUGCUCCGUGCCGACAAUGUUAAACGACAGGCUGUUGCCGGACUCGUCGAAGCUUACCGUUACAACUUACGUACCCAUGGUCAUUUAGACGAAGCGGCUAGCGCCGAUCAAACUUUAGAGCCGCCUAGCACCAUGCUUUGGGUGUUAUAUUUUUUGGCGCAAUACUACGACUUUGUCCGUGAUCUGGAGAAGGCCAUGGAACUGGUGGAUGAAGCUUUGAUGCAUACACCUUCACUUACCGAGCUGUAUAUUGUUAAGGCUCGUAUUUAUAAGCAUCAAGGUGAGCUCGAUAAGGCCGCGGCCGUUAUGAACUCCGGUCGUGAAUUGGAUUUGCAGGACCGGUUCGUGAAUAACAAGUGUGCCAAGUAUAUGCUUCGCGCUAAUAAAAACGAGGAAGCUGCUAACAUUGUCUCCUUGUUUACACGCAACGACGUUGUUGGAGGUGCCCUCGGUGACCUUGCAGACAUGCAAUGCAUGUGGUACAUGUGGGAAGAUGGAAUGGCACAUGCACGCCAAAAGAAGUAUGCUUUGGCUCUUAAGCGUUUCCUUACUAUCUAUAAGAACUACAAGGUCUGGGAAGAUGAUCAGUAUGAUUUCCACUUCUUUGCCUUCAGAAAGGGCUCCUUGCGUACAUACGUUGACAUGUUGAAGUGGGAAGAUGGUAUCAUGACACAACAAACUGUGAUAAAGGCGUUGGAGGAAGUUGUUAAGAUCUACCUGCAGGUAUUUGAUUACCCUAUCCUGAAGCUGGGUCCAAAGGAGGCAGACUUGCAGAAAAUUCUUAGCAACAGUUUAUCCGACGAUGAACGUAAAAAGCUUCACAAGAAGUUGAAGAAGGAUCUGGCCAAGCGUCAUGAGCGUGAGGAGAAGAUCAAGGCCGCUGACAAGGCCCACCUCAAGCCUGAGGAAGGUUUACAGCAAACACUUGAUGAAGAUCCCUUGGGUGAGCAUCUCAUUGCCACAGAGAAGCCGUUGGAGGAAGCGGACAAGUAUCUGAAAGAGCUUCUGAAGUACGGGGCUGAUAGAUUCUCUGUUCAGUUGCUUGCGGCGCAAUUGUUUGCUCGCCAAGCAGAUUCUGCCAAGGCUGUUGCUGCUUUGGAAAAAGCUGGACAACUCGCUACUUCUGACGAUUCUCCUGUGUUUGAAGACCAAAAGCAGAAAAUCAAUCAAUUGCUGGAGAAGCAAGCUUCAUCCUAAAUAUGUCAAUCGAUAGAGAAUGAAAUUUGACAUGACAGCUCUGCUGCAAAAAUAAAAUUUAGGCCAUCUUUUUGUAACUGCAAUAGUUGCCAUACAUACGAAAACAAAACCAAGGAGUGCGUAUUCAUGUUACGAAUUCACGUUAUAAACCUCAUCUUACUAACUACCGUUCAGUCAUAUAGUGGUGCGUCCGCUUCC
Messenger RNA from Schizosaccharomyces japonicus yFS275, 2452 nucleotides. Its product is annotated as NatA N-acetyltransferase complex subunit. Lineage: Eukaryota; Fungi; Ascomycota; Schizosaccharomycetes; Schizosaccharomycetales; Schizosaccharomycetaceae. Gene Ontology annotation, molecular function: acetyltransferase activator activity. The transcript has 2 exons. Bases 53 to 2254 code for a protein of 733 amino acids. Gene Ontology annotation, cellular component: NatA complex. The record is from RefSeq and is a predicted model, not a curated record.